Ipomoea nil (Japanese morning glory) is the source of this 1607-nucleotide messenger RNA. RefSeq names its product glucan endo-1,3-beta-glucosidase 11-like. The coding region runs from base 151 to 1404 and encodes 417 amino acids. Gene Ontology annotation, biological process: carbohydrate metabolic process. Gene Ontology annotation, molecular function: hydrolase activity, hydrolyzing O-glycosyl compounds. The transcript has 3 exons. Gene Ontology annotation, cellular component: plasma membrane. The record is from RefSeq and is a predicted model, not a curated record. NCBI's taxonomy places the organism in Eukaryota, Viridiplantae, Streptophyta, Magnoliopsida, Solanales, Convolvulaceae.
AAUGCUGCUGAGCCCCACUUUGUCUCUGUGCUCUACUCCUCCUUUACUUCACUUGUGAGCAGAGCAGUGUUCAUCCACAUUCCAACUGGCAUUCAUUCUCACUCCACCGCGCGCCACCCUGGUCACCACCGCCGCCGCUUACUAAAUUAGAUGGAACCGCAAGCUUUCUUCUUCAAUUCUCAACUCCGUUUUUCAGUUCCACUGUUUUUCUCAGUGAUGUUUUGGCCGGUGGUGGUGACUAGCAUUGGCAUCAAUUACGGGCAGAUUGCGAACAACCUGCCGUCGCCGGAAAAUGUGGUUCCGCUGGUGAAGUCCAUGGGCGUAACGAGGCUGAAGCUUUACGACGCGGAUUCAAAGGUGCUGAAAGCCUUCGCCAACACGAACGUGGAGUUCAUUGUGAGUGUUACCAACAACGAGCUGUGUAAAGUGAAGGAUCCUGAGAAAGCGGAGGCGUGGGUGAGGCAGAACGUGGCGGCGUAUUUACCGGCGACCAAAAUCACCUGCAUCGCCGUCGGGAACGAGGUCCUGAGCUCCAAGGACGCCUCUCUCGCCAACUACCUCCUCCCGGCUAUGUACAGCGUUCACGCCGCUCUGGUGAAGCUAAACCUGGAGGGGGAGAUCGACGUGACGACGGCGCACUCCCUGGCGGUGCUGGAGUCGUCGUAUCCGCCGUCCUCCGGGGCUUUCAAGCGAGAUCUGGUGGCCUGCGUUUGCGAGAUCCUCAAGUUCCAUGUCAAAACCGGAUCCCCUUUUCUCAUCAAUGCGUAUCCGUAUUUCGCCUACAAGGCGCAUCCCAACCAUGUGGAGCUGGAUUUCGUGCUGUUCCAGCAGAAUCCGGGGAUAAAUGACCCUGUCUCCGGCCUUCACUACGACAACAUGCUGUUCGCUCAAAUCGACGCCGUUCAUUGGGCGUUGUCUUCGCUAGGGUAUAAGAACGUGUGCGUGCAGAUCUCGGAGUCGGGUUGGCCGUCCAAGGGGGACGCCGACGAGCCGGGAGCCACGUUGGAGAACGCUAGGAAGUACAACUGCAACCUCCUGAAGCUCAUUGCCCAGAAGAAAGGAACUCCAUUGAAGCCCACCAACAAUUUGAACAUUUUCGUCUUUGCGCUGUUCAAUGAGAACAUGAAGCCCGGGCCCACCUCGGAGCGCAACUACGGCCUCUUCAACCCCGACGGAACGCCGGCAUAUCCACUUGGCUUUUCCGUCACCACCAACACUAACUCCAAUUCAACCAUUUCUGGACCCCCCUCCGGCUUUCCGCCGUCGAUAUCAUCUCCCCCGGGGACUCCCUCCGACGGUUAUCUGUCCAUUACGUCCGAUGCGGUGAGAGCUCCUCAUUUAUGCAGCAAAUGGCUGGGUUUCAUAAUGUUGGGCUUCCUACUACUACUCAACAAAUUUAAGUAGAAAUUGUUGUGUUGGAGAAAUGUUGUGAUAGAACCUAGCUACAAUAAUUCUGUUACUCUGGCUUGUACUGUGCUCUGUGCAUCCUCGACUCAUACAUCCUUGGAAUCAGUCAGAUCCUGGGGUUUUAUGAACAUAUUCUUUUGUUAUUGCUUCUGUUUUGGAUUGAUUCAGGGAGUAAGUACUGUACCUACCAUUUAUAAGCU